AUGAAUUCAACUGAAUAUAAUCAAUCGUAUUUAUUUUGUAAUAACACCAUAGUAAUACCCAUUCAAUCAUGGUUUAUACUCAUUAAUAUUUGCCUUAUCUUAUUCACUGUAUCGACUAUUAUACUUAGUAUUGUUUUCAUACUUAUUAUCGUACUAGAUAAAAUAUGUCAUACAACUCCCAUGAUGCUUGUGGCUAAUACAUGUAUAUGGACAUGUAUAUGUGCGUGUGCUAGACUUGGUAUGGUUUUAUUUACACUUCAAAAUGAUCUGAAACAAGUUGAAUAUGAAGAUUCACUUUGUGUUUUUCGAGCUUAUAUGACAUAUGGCUCAUAUUGGGCUUUCAAUUAUUCAUUUUUUUUGGAAGCUUUAUAUCGACAUAUUCUUGCUGUUUAUCCAACUCGAUUGUUUUGGCAAUCAUUGCGUAUCCAAAUUUUAUUUAUUUGUUUAUUCUGGAUAUUUUGUUUAUUAGUUCCUACUCCUUUUUUAUAUCCUGGUGCAAUCAUUUACGAUGUUAAUGACCAAAUCUGCCACUUACCAGUUGCAUUCUCUAUCUUUGUAGCUUAUGCACUAAUUGUUGGCUUUUCAAUUCCAGUUUCAUUAAUUAUAUAUUUAUAUAUUCGAUUAGUUAGGCAUAUUAAACAGAUUAGUAAGAAUGUUACAACUUCGAAUAAUCAAGUUCGAGCGCAACGUCAACAAAUCCGAUGCUGGAUUCGAUCGGAUCUUACCGGAUCCGACCAUCUGACAAAAUCCGAUCGGAUUCCUGGAAACGGAAUUGCAUUGGAAUCCGACUAG
Molecule: messenger RNA, 792 nt
Organism: Adineta ricciae
Lineage: Eukaryota; Metazoa; Rotifera; Eurotatoria; Adinetida; Adinetidae
Source: the annotation of a GenBank genome assembly